Dermacentor andersoni is the source of this 1086-nucleotide messenger RNA. RefSeq names its product vacuolar-sorting protein SNF8 (gene lsn). Gene Ontology annotation, cellular component: ESCRT II complex. Gene Ontology annotation, biological process: protein transport to vacuole involved in ubiquitin-dependent protein catabolic process via the multivesicular body sorting pathway. Lineage: Eukaryota; Metazoa; Arthropoda; Arachnida; Ixodida; Ixodidae. The record is from RefSeq and is a predicted model, not a curated record.
UGGUGAAGCUAAGACUAGCCAAAGCCGCCAAAGGGCGUUUACCAACAUCUAGACCGUUCGCUCCGGUAGUUUCUUGCUCAGUUUAGAUUCAGUACAUGUUGACAUCGACGUAGCGCAAUAAGGUAACCGAAAAGGCUGCAGCAGAAGCUGUUUUCUGGUCGUCAGAAUGCGGCGUCGCGUUGGCGGGGUUGGAGCCAUCCAAAAGCAGCAGCUAACCCAGGCACGGUUCAAGGACCGCGGCACAGAGCUUGCUGAAGAACAACUGCAGCAAAUGACUCGGCAGAUGGAGGCAUUCCGGGCCAAGCUGCAGGGAUUUGCUGCUAAGCAUAAGAAUGACAUCCGCAAGAACCCGCAGUUUCGGCGACAGUUCCAAGAAAUGUGCGCCACGGCCGGAGUUGACCCGCUGGCAUCAAGUAAGGGCUUCUGGGCCGACAUGCUUGGAGUCGGCGACUUCUACUACGAGCUUGGCGUCCAGAUAAUCGAAGUGUGUCUUGCGACAUCGCACCGUAACGGUGGCCUAAUGAGCCUCGAAGAGCUUAGGGAGAGGGUGACUAAAUCUCGCAGUAGCGCCCAUAGGCAAGAAGAGAUAACACAGGACGAUCUUCUGCGAGCCAUCGAGAAGCUCAAGGCGCUGGGAAAGGGAUUCCAACUCAUCUCUAUCGGCUGUCGUUAUUUAGUUCAAUCAGUGCCUACAGAACUAAGCCUCGACCAUACUAAUGUCAUUAAGCAGGCCGGAACUACAGGUUAUGCUUCGGUAGGUUCUUUGGUGCAGGAUUUGGGCUGGGACAACGACCGUGCGCAGAAAGCUCUCGAAGAUCUGCUAAAGGAGGGCCUGGUUUGGUUGGACACGCAAGCGCCUAAGGAGCACCUCUACUGGUUUCCCGGACUCGUUCGAUAGCUUGAAAGGGCAGGUGCGCUGCUCUGCCCAGGCCGUUUUGCCUUGCACGCCAAUACAGGCGUUUUGUGUUGCUCGUGUGUACGACACUCGAAUGUUAUUGCAGUGCCCUAUGAGUCACUUUAUAUUGUCUCCAAUUACGGUGCACGGUGACAAAGUUGCAAAAUAAAAUGUUGCUCUGCGACAUGCCA